AUGAGAGUCUGUCUUUAUACAACUGUAAACCCUCGAGGCACAGCAGCAGCAGCAACAGCAGCAGCAGCAGCAGCAGAAGCAGCAACUCAGAUACAGGGUACGCAGCAGCAGAAGCAGCUGCAGCACGAGCAGCAGCAGCUGCUGCAGAAGCAACUGCAGCAGAAGCAACAGCAGCAGAAUGCCAACCAGCAGCAGUUGAGCAGCAGCAGCAACAGCAGCAGCAAUAGCAGCAGCAACAGCAGCAACAACAGCAGCAGCAGCAGUAACAACAGCAGCAACAACAGCAGCAGCAACAGCAGCAGCAGCAACAGCAGCAGCAGCAACAACAGCAGAACAGCAGCAACAACAGCAGCAGCAACAGCAGCAGCAGCAACAGCAGCAGCAGCAACAACAGCAGCAGCAGCAGAAGCAGCAGCAGCAGCAAGCAACUGA
Molecule: messenger RNA, 432 nt
Organism: Eimeria mitis
Lineage: Eukaryota; Apicomplexa; Conoidasida; Eucoccidiorida; Eimeriidae
Exons: 3
Coding region: 1-432 (143 amino acids)
Source: RefSeq, a predicted model, not a curated record